Arabidopsis arenosa is the source of this 1360-nucleotide messenger RNA. Lineage: Eukaryota; Viridiplantae; Streptophyta; Magnoliopsida; Brassicales; Brassicaceae. The record is from the annotation of a GenBank genome assembly.
CUUGUGAGGUUGGUUUUAGGGUUUUUUUAAGUGAUAAAGAAUGGGGAAUAGUGGAGAUUUGGAGCAGGCUCUGCAAGAUGGGAAUAUCUUUAGACAGCUCAAUGCUCUCAUUGUAGCUCAUCUCCGUCAUCACAAUCUCUCACAAGUUGCAAGUGUGGUUGCAUCAGCAACGAUGACACCAUUGUAUAUUGAGGUUCCUCCAAACCGUCUUCUAGAGCUUGUUGCAAAGGGUCUUGCAGCGGAGAACAAUGGGACAUUGAGAGGUGUUUCUUCCUCAGUCUUGUUACCUUCUUCUUAUGGAUCAAUCACUACUCCUCGAACAGCUUCUAUCGACUUCAGUGUUACUCAUGCGAAGGGGUCAUCAAAGACUAUCCCAAAGCAUGAAUCAAAGACGCUAUCAGAGCAUAAGAGCGUUGUUAGGUGUGCAAGAUUUAGUCCUGAUGGAAUGUUUUUUGCAACUGGCGGUGCAGACACAUCAAUUAAGCUCUUUGAGGUGCCAAAAGUUAAACAGAUGAUUUCAGGAGAUACUCAAGCUCGACCAUUAAUACGUACUUUUUAUGAUCAUGCUGAACCCAUAAACGAUCUUGAUUUCCACCCUCGAAGCACAAUCCUAAUAUCUAGUGCCAAAGACAGCUGUAUAAAGUUUUUCGACUUCUCCAAAACCACGGCUAAACGAGCAUUCAAAGUUUUUCAGGAUACCCAUAAUGUGCGCUCUGUAUCUUUUCAUCCGUCAGGAGAGUUUCUUCUUGCAGGAACCGAUCAUCCAAUUCCACAUCUGUACGAUGUAAACACAUAUCAGUGCUUUCUUCCUUCAAACUUCCCAGACAGUGGAGUAAGUGGAGCCAUUAACCAGGUGCGAUAUUCUUCCACGGGAUCCAUCUACAUUACAGCCUCAAAGGAUGGAGCUAUUCGACUCUUUGACGGGGUUAGCGCAAAGUGUGUUCGCUCCAUUAGCAAUGCACAUGCAAAAUCAGAGGUCACAAGCGCAGUGUUCACUAAGGAUCAAAGGUUUGUUCUCUCAUCCGGUAAGGAUUCUACAGUUAAGUUAUGGGAAAUAGGCUCAGGCCGAAUGGUAAAGGAAUAUCUUGGAGCAAAGCGGAUAAAACUGCGGUCUCAGGCAAUCUUUAACGACACUGAAGAGUUUGUAAUCUCCAUAGAUGAAGCAAGCAAUGAGGUCGUUACAUGGGAUGCUAGAACCGCAGAUAGAGUGGCAAAGUGGCCUUCUAACCAUAACGGUGCACCACGGUGGAUUGAGCACUCGCCAGUUGAAUCAGUCUUUGUUACUUGUGGAACAGACAGAUCAGUCCGGUUCUGGAAGGAAUCCGUUUAGAAGAAAACCCAAUCAAUCGAUGUAGUGUUU